Molecule: messenger RNA, 249 nt
Organism: Schistosoma intercalatum
Lineage: Eukaryota; Metazoa; Platyhelminthes; Trematoda; Strigeidida; Schistosomatidae
Source: the annotation of a GenBank genome assembly
AUGUCGGGCAAUAUUCUUACGUUACCAUCUGAUUUCAUUAACCUCAACGAAGUGUCAAGUCACCGUGCUUCAUGCUCAAGUGACAUUUCAGUCGACCUUAGCGAUGCUUUUCAAAGUAUGCGCGCUAAAAUAGUUCCAAAAAAAAGCAAGUUACUGAAGGAUGUCAGGUUCAAAUAUCUGUUUGUUACGUUUCACUGUACAUUUGCUCAUAAGCGCGAUUCGGAAGUGUAUAAUUUCCUUAGUUGCUAA